This is a messenger RNA of Thermochaetoides thermophila DSM 1495, 912 nucleotides long. RefSeq lists its product as uncharacterized. NCBI's taxonomy places the organism in Eukaryota, Fungi, Ascomycota, Sordariomycetes, Sordariales, Chaetomiaceae. Bases 1 to 912 code for a protein of 303 amino acids. The transcript is spliced from 3 exons. The record is from RefSeq and is a predicted model, not a curated record.
AUGGAAAAGUCAAUCUCCAACAUCUCCCCCCCUUCUAACCCAAUGGUCAGAGUUGGAACACCUCUUGGUGAGUCUACUGACAACCGAGGGUUUACCAACAACAAAUCCCCAACUAUGGUCAAGUUUGCAGAAGAAGCCAAGUCAACCGAUGGAUCAACAGGUUCCUGGGAUACAGUUUGCGAAGAUGAUUAUGAGGUUAAACAGCCUUCAGAGAAUGGGACAGCUGGUAGUGGUCAGUUCAAUGCAAAAAAGCGAAGGGCUCGGUCAGCCAGCGAUUCGGCCUCUGCGAAGAAGCCUCGGUCUGCUCCCGCCAGAAUACCUGCCAAGGAGAGAGCCGCCCCCAGAAAGGCUGCUCCAAGGAAGUCCGCUCAGGACAGAAAAUGGGAAGCUCCAUUUGUGUAUACAGAUUCCAAGUCACCGCUCACGAAUGCAGACAUAAGGGCCAUACUACUUCUCCCAGAAGCCUGGGAUGUGCUAACACCAGAAGAGAGAUCGGAUGUCCUCUCCAAAUUUCCAGAUAAGACUCAAAUAUUGAAUGCUGGAACUCCGGAUGCACGUCCAAAUACAGUCUCGCUCCGGAAUGAUGACAACUUCCGGUAUGAUUGUGCUCGCUACCGAGAAAACUUGGAACUGGGCAGGCAUGACGAAGAAUGGCUAGCUCAGGCAUGGACUGCCCAUGAAAAGCACAAGCGGGGCGACUAUGAUGAGUUCCUUCGCAAGCAGUUUGAGGAGGACUGGGGUAUCGAGCUGCCCAAGGACAUCACUAAGCUUCCUGGGGAGACCAUAGCGAGGAAUGGGCGUGGUGGCUCCAAAGACGCAGAAGAACCUAAAACUGCGUUAAGAAGGAAUUCCCCUCGGGAUAGUGAGCAACCGGAAAAAGACGAGAACAACCACUGGUUUCCGAUGCAGUAG